CCAAGUGGUUCAGCCCCUGGUCCCUCCUGUCUCAGGGCUUCUCACUUAAAGGAGGCUGUGUUCUGUCCUUCUCCUGACCGCUCCUCUUUUGUUCUACAGGGCUUGGUUGGAGUUGUUAACCUUCUCUGUAGAGGUCGCGUUGCCCCGUCCAUCCUCCCUCAUCUCUGCGGGGCAACACUCCUGGCCUGCCAAAAGAAGGGGGGCGGUCUUCGUCCCAUCGCUGUUGGGGAGGUUCUUCGUCGUUUGACAUCCAAGUGUGUUUCCCGGGCAGUCCGAGCCGAUACCAUCACUACUCUUUCCCCCCUCCAAGUUGGAGUGGCGGUCCCUGGAGGCUGUGAGGCAGUCGUCCAUUCGGUGUUGACUUCUCCAAUGCUUUUAACU
This is a messenger RNA of Geodia barretti, 381 nucleotides long. Lineage: Eukaryota; Metazoa; Porifera; Demospongiae; Tetractinellida; Geodiidae. The record is from the annotation of a GenBank genome assembly.